Rhodotorula toruloides NP11 is the source of this 882-nucleotide messenger RNA. RefSeq lists its product as uncharacterized. The coding region runs from base 1 to 882 and encodes 293 amino acids. The transcript is spliced from 2 exons. The record is from RefSeq and is a predicted model, not a curated record. NCBI's taxonomy places the organism in Eukaryota, Fungi, Basidiomycota, Microbotryomycetes, Sporidiobolales, Sporidiobolaceae.
AUGCAGAAUGCCGAGCAGUACCGGAGCGAUGCGAGCGGUGCGAGUAGCGACGGCACUUCGGCGCUCUUCCCUCCCUUCCUGACACCGUCAGGCAACCUGCGCAUCCCCUCGUCGCUCCCGUACUUUCCAGCUCGCGAACGCGGGGAGGCGUCCGAGCCCGAGGUGCGCAACUCGGACUCGGACGACGACAGAGAAGGAGAAGGAGACUCGCCUGCCGUCAUCUUGGGCAUGCAAAUGUUGGAGGCGGCCCGAAAGACGACGAUACAGCCUUCACAGAACUACGCGCCGGACGAGACGACCGACACCCGCACUUCCGCCCUGUGCAUCCCGCCUCCCGCUCCUCUACCUGCUCCAACUCACCUCCUCGAGCUCAAGUUCACCGCUUGCGGCGAGACGCUCCUCGUCCCGAUCCACGAGGGCUUGUGGGCGAACAAGUCCCGAUUUCUCUCCCACCUCGACGGGAACGCCUCGCCUGCUCCGGCCAUCUUGCGCGAAGGCCAGCUCAGAAUCAUUCCCCUCCCCAUCAUCCGACACAGCCUCCCGUUCCGUACGGUCUGGCCCGUCCUCUACCAAUACAUUCAUGUCGGCUCGACUGCCGCCGUCCUUCAAGACCUCCUCACCUUCCCUGUCCCACCCUCGCCUCUGUCUUCCGACCCGGCAGACGUGCAGCAGCACCAAGUAGGGGCGGUAGUAGCGAGGAUUGAGCGGAUAAGGCGGUUAUGGCUCGACGUGGUCGCGCUCGAGGCGGACACGGAUAUCGCGCUGUGGGAUGCGAUGGAUCGCGCUUGGAACGUCUUGCUCACGGAGCUGAAGGAGGGGUUGCACGGAUCACCGACGCGGGAGGAGCCGUCGCUGAGCGAAGGAGAACUGAGGACGACUUGA